UCGCGCGGAUACACGCGGUGGCCUUGAUACAAGCGGUGAAAAGUGAAGUUCGAUUAAUACUGGCAUGUAGGCGCACCCCUCCCGAGCGGGUAGAGUGCGGGGGUCCUUGCCAAGUCGGUUUGAAAAGAGCAGACAAAGGCUUGGAGUGCAGGACGCCCCUCGCCUCCCCUCGCAACAUUCAUCCUCCGGGAGUCUUUCUUGGCCGCUCCUCCCGCCAUGGAUCAGGUCGCCGGAGUGGGUCGCGUCGCUCUGACUUCCACUUUCCGCCUCUGAAAUGCACGAGCGUCUGGAUCCGCGCCGGGCCGAGAGUGGACGCCUUUUUGCGGCCAGAAUACAAGAAGGACGCGUCGUGUGAGGGAAGGAGAAAGAGAGCAAGAGAGAGAGAGAGAGAGAGAGAGAGAGAGAGGAGGGGGGAAGGUUUUGACGCCGUUUCCUCCUCUCCUCCGCCUCCUUCUUCUUCCUCCUCUCGUCCCCUCUCCUAUUUUGUAUUUUUUUGGGGGGGCGGAGGGAAGGAAUAAACGCUUUUUGGGGCUGUUUUGCGUCGCUUCUUUUCGAUGUGACUGCGCCUGCAGAAGCCGGCUCACGUUGCGCUCACAAGAGUUGGAUCGAUUGCGCACACUUUUGAGUGCGAGGGAGGAACGGAACUGAAAAGUCAGCGGGGUGGGAGGGGGGUGGGUGGGGGGUGUUGCUACUUUUUUGGAAUUGUACAGUGAAGAUUUUUUUUUGUUUUUGGUUUUCUCAGCCGUGGAGGUGCGGAGGAUUGAUUCUUAUAUGCCUGGGGUUUGAAAAACAAUGGAGACGCACAUUUCGUGCCUCUUCCCGGAAAUUUUGGCCAUGAUUUUCAGCUAUCUGGACGUGAGGGACAAAGGCAGGGUGGCCCAAGUGUGCCUGGCUUGGAGGGACGCGUCGUACCACAAGUCGGUGUGGCGGGGGGUGGAGGCCAAGCUGCACCUCCGGCGCGCCAACCCCUCGCUGUUCCCCAGCCUCCAGGCCAGGGGCAUCCGAAGGGUCCAGAUCCUGUCGCUGCGCCGCAGCCUGAGCUACGUGAUCCAGGGGAUGCCCAACAUCGAGUCGCUCAACCUGUCGGGCUGCUACAACCUCACCGACAACGGGCUGGGCCACGCGUUCGUGCAGGAGAUCCCGUCGCUGAAGGUGUUGAACCUGAGCCUGUGCAAGCAGAUCACCGACUACAGCCUGGGCCAGAUCGCCCGUUGCCUGAAGAACCUGGAGGUGCUGGAGCUGGGCGGCUGCAGCAACAUCACCAACACGGGGCUGCUGCUCAUCGCGUGGGGCCUGCGCCGCCUCAAGAGCCUCAACCUGAGGUCCUGCCGCCACUUCUCGGACGUGGGCAUCGGCCACCUGGCCGGCAUGACCCGCAACACGGCCGAGGGCUGCCUGAGCCUGGAGCACCUGACCCUGCAGGACUGCCAGAAACUGACGGACCUGUCCCUCAAGCACAUCUCCAAGGGGCUGGCCAAGCUGCGGGUGCUCAACCUGAGCUUCUGCGGCGGCAUCUCGGACGCCGGCAUGAUCUACCUCUCGCACAUGACCUCCCUGUGGAGCCUCAACCUGCGCUCGUGCGACAACAUCAGCGACACGGGCGCCAUGCACCUGGCCAUGGGCACGCUGCGCCUGUCGGGCCUGGACGUGUCCUUCUGCGACAAGAUCGGCGACCAGACGCUGGCGUACAUCGCCCACGGGCUGUACCGGCUCAAGUCGCUGUCGCUGUGCUCGUGCCACAUCUCGGACGACGGCAUCAACCGCAUGGCGCGGCAGAUGCACGAGCUGCGCACGCUCAACAUCGGCCAGUGCGUGCGCAUCACCGACAAGGGGCUGGAGCUCAUCGCCGACCACCUGACCCAGCUGGCGGGCAUCGACCUGUAUGGAUGUACCAAGAUCACCAAGAGGGGGCUGGAGAGGAUCACGCAGCUGCCCUGCCUUAAAGUGCUCAAUCUGGGACUCUGGCAGAUGACGGACAGCGAGAAAGUCAGGUGAUGGAUGGCCAAGGGAGGACGGGACGCGCCCGGUCGGGAAGUGUCGACCGAUCUCAUAUUGAGUUGGAUGCAAUUUCAUAACAUUCGCCCCCCCCUGCCCCCUUCUCCCAUCCCAAGCUGUGCCCAUUUGGAGCAAAGUGUCAACUUUUUUUUUUUUUUUUUUGCGCA
Hippocampus comes (tiger tail seahorse) is the source of this 2162-nucleotide messenger RNA. It is a transcript of the gene fbxl14b, whose product is annotated as F-box and leucine-rich repeat protein 14b. Gene Ontology annotation, cellular component: SCF ubiquitin ligase complex. Lineage: Eukaryota; Metazoa; Chordata; Actinopteri; Syngnathiformes; Syngnathidae. The coding region runs from base 793 to 1995 and encodes 400 amino acids. The record is from RefSeq and is a predicted model, not a curated record. Gene Ontology annotation, molecular function: protein binding. Gene Ontology annotation, biological process: SCF-dependent proteasomal ubiquitin-dependent protein catabolic process. The transcript has a single exon.